Molecule: messenger RNA, 8514 nt
Organism: Apus apus (common swift)
Lineage: Eukaryota; Metazoa; Chordata; Aves; Apodiformes; Apodidae
Gene: NRXN1
Product: neurexin 1
Exons: 24
Coding region: 858-5396 (1512 amino acids)
Source: RefSeq, a predicted model, not a curated record
GCGUCCGCUCUGCCGGCGAGCGGCAGAGGCAGCCCCGGCAGCCGCGCUUGCCCCGGCCCUGGCGCUGGGGCCGGGCCGCCGCAGCCCUCGCAGAUUAGAAACAAAAACAAUAGAUGAAAAUCACCCCCCUGGAUCUUAUCCUUGGCCUUUUGCAAGCAAACAGAAGAAGAGCUCUCAAGCUUUGCAUGUCAACUAGCCACUGGGCUGUUUGACAGCUUCUGAGUUUCAACCCCACUGGGAUUGAGGCAGCUCAGGAAACCAUGAGCGAUGACUCCUGUCAUCUGCUGACAGUGCUCUAAGCGCCAUGGCAGACAGUCCAUGAUCUGACAAGAGGAUCCAUUCUAGAGAGGCAGUGCUGGGACCAGUAAUUGGCUUCCUGGGAAACUACAGCUGGCAAAGAGGAUGUAAAAAGAGGCACGCACAUGCUGGGAUAUUGGUACAGUCUUGCCGAGCUGGUGGAUCUGCUUGGAGGAGGGUUUUGCCACUGAUCUGGUUUUUAUCCCAGUUUGGUAAUGUUUGCUUUGGGGAAAAUUUCUGCUGACUCACCCAGCCCCAGACACCUUUUGGCAAGCCUGGCUGACCAGUGAAGAGACCCAACGGCACCUUCCCACUGCUGCGGGUCCCCUCUGGUGGCCUUCGAUCCCAUCCUGCACCCAACACCAUCUGGCGGUGCACCUGUGACCCCCCACCCUGGGGAGUCCCCUGCAGUGACCCCCGCGCCCAGGGCGGGGGUGGGCGCAUCUGAACCUCCCGGGGCGGCUGGUGCCCAGCAAGAUUUUACCCUGUCUGCCGCCGGGGCCCCAGUGCUGCCCCCCGCCGGCCCUGCCGCCCCACUCGCUCGCCCCAGGCCGCGCAGGAUGGGGGCGGCGCUGGUGCGGCGUGGGGGCUACCUGCUGCUCUGGCUGGCCCUGCUGCUGGGCUGCUGGGCUGAGCUGGGCAGUGGGCUGGAGUUCCCAGGAGCAGAGGGCCAGUGGACCCGCUUCCCCAAGUGGAAUGCCUGCUGUGAGAGCGAGAUGAGCUUCAACAUGAAGACACGGAGCUCCAGCGGGCUGGUGCUCUACUUUGAUGAUGAGGGCUUCUGUGACUUCCUGGAGCUUAUCCUCACCCAGGGCGGGCGGCUGCAGCUCAGCUUCUCCAUCUUCUGUGCUGAGCCGGCCACCCUGCUUUCUGACACGGCUGUCAAUGACAACCUCUGGCACGCUGUUGUCAUCCGCCGCCACUUCAAGAACACGACGCUGAUCAUUGACCGGACCGAGGCCAAGUGGGUGGAGGUGAAGUCCAAGCGACGGGACAUGACUGUCUUCAGUGGCCUGUUCUUGGGGGGACUCCCGCCAGAGCUGCGGUCAGCAACGCUAAAGCUGACACUCUCCUCCGUAAAGGACCGGGAGCCCUUCAAGGGCUGGAUAACAGAUGUCUGGGUCAACUACACGCAGGCGUCGCCGGUGGAGAGCCAGGAGGUGCGGCUUGACGAUGAGCAGAGCCGCCUGUGUGCCAGGGAGGAUGUCUGCCUCAAUGGGGGCAUCUGCUCAGUGCUCAAUGACCAGGCUGUCUGUGACUGCUCCCAAACAGGCUUUCGGGGAAAGGACUGCAGUGAAGAAGACAACUAUGUAGAAGGUCUGGCGCACCUGAUGAUGGGCGACCAAGGUAAAAGUAAAGGAAAAGAAGAAUAUAUUGCAACGUUCAAGGGAUCAGAAUACUUCUGUUAUGAUUUAUCUCAGAAUCCAAUACAGAGUAGCAGUGAUGAAAUAACUCUAUCCUUUAAAACACUUCAGAGGAACGGACUGAUGCUUCACACAGGAAAAUCGGCUGAUUAUGUCAAUCUUGCACUGAAAAAUGGAGCUGUCUCCUUGGUCAUUAAUUUGGGCUCAGGGGCCUUUGAAGCGCUGGUGGAACCUGUGAAUGGGAAAUUUAAUGACAAUGCCUGGCAUGAUGUGAAAGUAACCAGGAAUCUGCGUCAGCACUCAGGCAUUGGACACGCUAUGGUAAACAAACUACAUUGUUCGGUGACAAUAUCAGUGGAUGGAAUUCUGACCACAACGGGAUACACACAAGAAGACUACACCAUGCUGGGCUCUGAUGACUUUUUCUAUGUUGGAGGCAGUCCUAGCACAGCAGACCUCCCAGGGUCACCAGUCAGUAACAACUUCAUGGGCUGUCUCAAAGAGGUUGUAUAUAAAAAUAAUGAUGUCAGGUUGGAGUUGUCUCGACUUGCCAAGCAAGGAGAUCCUAAAAUGAAGAUUCAUGGUGUUGUAGCAUUUAAAUGUGAGAAUGUUGCAACCUUAGAUCCAAUCACAUUUGAAACACCGGAGUCUUUCAUCUCUUUGCCAAAGUGGAAUGCCAAGAAAACAGGUUCAAUAUCAUUUGACUUUCGCACCACUGAGCCAAAUGGCCUGAUUCUUUUCAGCCAUGGAAAACCAAGGCACCAAAAAGAUGCCAAACACCCACAGAUGGUGAAGGUGGACUUUUUUGCCAUUGAGAUGCUUGAUGGCCACCUCUACCUGCUGUUAGACAUGGGGUCAGGUACUAUAAAAAUAAAAGCCUUGCAGAAGAAGGUGAAUGAUGGUGAAUGGUACCAUGUGGAUUUUCAACGGGAUGGGCGGUCAGGGACCAUAUCUGUGAACACAUUACGUACACCAUAUACUGCACCUGGGGAAAGUGAAAUCCUUGACCUGGAUGAUGACUUGUAUCUUGGAGGUUUACCAGAAAACAAAGCAGGCCUUGUCUUCCCAACAGAGGUGUGGACAGCGCUUCUCAAUUAUGGAUACGUCGGCUGCAUUAGAGAUUUAUUUAUUGAUGGUCAAAGCAAAGAUAUUCGACAGAUGGCUGAAAUUCAAAGCACAGCUGGAGUAAAACCCUCAUGCUCAAGAGAAACUGCAAAACCUUGCCUUAGCAACCCCUGUAAAAACAAUGGUGUGUGCAGGGAUGGGUGGAACAGAUUUGUUUGUGAUUGCUCUGGUACAGGGUACCUUGGCAGAUCGUGCGAAAGAGAGGCGACCAUUUUAAGCUAUGAUGGAAGUAUGUUUAUGAAAAUACAGCUCCCUGUUGUGAUGCAUACAGAGGCUGAAGAUGUUUCUUUACGGUUCAGGUCUCAGCGAGCUUAUGGCAUUUUAAUGGCAACUACUUCUAGGGAAUCUGCUGAUACCCUUCGUUUAGAGCUGGAUGCGGGACGAGUUAAACUAACGGUCAACCUAGACUGUAUCAGGAUUAACUGUAAUUCCAGCAAAGGUCCAGAAACCCUUUUUGCUGGCUAUAACCUCAAUGAUAAUGAGUGGCACACAGUGCGUGUGGUUCGGCGAGGAAAAAGUUUAAAGUUAAUCGUGGAUGACCAGCAGGCCAUGACAGGUCAAAUGGCUGGUGAUCACACACGACUGGAAUUCCACAACAUAGAAACAGGAAUAAUAACAGAACGGCGUUACCUGUCUUCUGUGCCUUCUAAUUUCAUUGGGCAUCUACAGAGUCUUACAUUUAAUGGCAUGGCAUACAUUGACUUAUGUAAAAAUGGAGACAUCGAUUAUUGUGAGCUAAAUGCAAGAUUUGGGUUCAGAAACAUCAUAGCAGACCCUGUAACCUUUAAAACAAAAGCAAGUUAUGUUGCACUGGCCACGCUACAAGCAUAUACAUCUAUGCACCUUUUUUUCCAGUUCAAAACAACCUCUCUGGAUGGAUUGAUACUUUAUAACAGUGGCGAUGGAAAUGAUUUCAUUGUGGUUGAAUUAGUAAAAGGGUAUUUACACUAUGUGUUUGACUUGGGAAAUGGUGCAAAUCUCAUCAAAGGAAGUUCUAAUAAACCUCUGAAUGACAACCAGUGGCAUAAUGUGAUGAUAUCAAGGGAUACCAACAAUCUCCACACUGUAAAGAUUGACACUAAAAUCACAACACAGAGCACAGCAGGAGCGAGAAAUUUAGAUCUUAAAAGUGAUUUGUAUAUUGGAGGAGUGGCCAAAGAAAUGUUUAAAUCCUUGCCAAAACUGGUGCAUGCGAAAGAGGGAUUUCAAGGCUGUCUUGCAUCAGUUGACUUGAAUGGACGACUCCCUGAUCUAAUCUCAGAUGCUCUCUUCUGCAAUGGGCAAAUAGAAAGAGGAUGUGAAGUUGCAUUGAUGAAAGCUGAUUUGCAAGGCCCCAGCACAACAUGCCAAGAGGAUUCGUGUGCAAACCAGGGAGUGUGCUUGCAGCAGUGGGAUGGAUUCAGUUGUGACUGUAGUAUGACCUCCUUUAGUGGACCAUUAUGCAAUGACCCGGGAACAACAUAUAUCUUUAGCAAAGGUGGUGGACAAAUCACUUACACAUGGCCUCCUAAUGAUCGGCCAAGCACUCGUGCGGACAGACUGGCAAUAGGGUUUAGUACUGUUCAAAAAGAAGCUGUGUUGGUACGAGUGGACAGUUCUACUGGGCUGGGAGAUUAUUUAGAGCUGCAUAUCCACCAAGGAAAAAUUGGAGUUAAAUUUAAUGUUGGAACUGAUGACAUCUCUAUUGAAGAAAUCAACGCAAUCAUUAAUGAUGGAAAAUAUCAUGUAGUACGUUUCACAAGAAGUGGUGGCAAUGCCACAUUACAGGUGGACAACUGGCCAGUUAUUGAACGUUACCCGGCAGGAAACAAUGAUAACGAGCGCCUGGCGAUUGCUAGACAGCGAAUUCCAUAUCGACUUGGUCGAGUAGUUGAUGAAUGGCUACUCGACAAAGGGCGUCAGCUCACGAUCUUCAAUAGCCAAGCAACUAUUAAAAUUGGAGGCAAAGAUCGUGGCCAUCCUUUCCAAGGCCAGCUCUCUGGUCUUUACUACAAUGGCUUGAAAGUUCUGAAUAUGGCAGCAGAAAAUGAUGCCAACAUCGUGAUAGAAGGAAAUGUGAGGCUUGUUGGUGAAGUGCCUUCCUCUAUGACAACUGAGUCCACAGCCACAGCGAUGCAGUCUGAGAUGUCCACGUCAGUCAUGGAAACAACCACCACUUUGGCCACAAGCACCGCUAGAAGAGGAAAGACCCCAACAAAAGAACCAAUUGGUCAGACCACAGAUGACAUCCUGGUGGCCUCCGCUGAAUGUCCUAGUGAUGAUGAGGACAUUGAUCCCUGUGAGCCGAGCUCAGGUGGGUUAGCAAAUCCUACCAGGGCAGGAGGAGGAAGGGAGUAUCCUGGCUCGUCUGAGGUGAUUCGUGAAUCCAGCAGCACAACAGGCAUGGUAGUUGGGAUCGUGGCAGCAGCAGCGCUGUGUAUCCUCAUCCUCCUCUAUGCUAUGUACAAGUACAGGAAUCGAGACGAAGGAUCGUACCACGUAGAUGAGAGUCGAAACUACAUCAGUAACUCAGCACAAUCCAAUGGGGCUGUGAUCAAGGAAAAACAGCCCAACAGCGCUAAAAGUUCCAACAAAAACAAGAAAAAUAAGGAUAAGGAGUACUAUGUCUGAUCUCAACACCUGAGAGAACACUUGUAUAGAAAUAGUCUUCAUUUUAUCUGAGACAUAAUACAAACUUAUUUAUUUUACUUUUUAUGAAGCACAUUCAAAAACAAACAAAAAAGACAGGGAAUGCAAUCAGAAAGGAAAGACUGUUUUUAAAAACAAGCAUUUCAUGCUCUUGUUUUUCACAAACAGGAGCUGAUAAAUUCCCUAACAUCCACAGUGUUUUCAUUUACUCUGCCUGUCUUUAUGUUGCUGGAACAUUUCUGAAAGACAAUGAUGGCACCACGCAUUCAUAAAGCAAGGAGUAUUACUACAACAUCAAGGCACAAUAUGAAACAAAACAAAUUUAAAACAAAACAAAACAAAACGUGGGGGGGGGGUGGGGGUGGUGAAGAAAGAAAGAAUAAAGAAGCUACCUAUGAUUCUGGAUUUAGCCAAAGUGCUAGCGCUUUCUUGAGAAUUAAGUUAGUCUUAUUGUCAGAGAAGACUGUCAUUAUAUAUGGUGACUCAACAAGCAAACAUAAAAGAGUUUGCCAUCUGGUGCAGUGAAGCAGUGAUUGGAAACUUGCAUUUGAAACAAAGUGCUGGCUUUUCUGAAGACUUAUGUAGAAAUACUUUCAAAAAGCCCCUUUCUGGUUGUGAGGAAAAUAGUACUGAGGCCUUAUUUUCAAAAACAAAAACAAAAAUCUGGAAUAUAAGGCACAUUUCCACAAAAUAAAAUUAAUAAAAAAAAUAAAAAACUUAAAAAGAGAAAAAAAAGAGAGAGAAUAAAAACAAACAAGAGGGCAUAGAUGCAAUCAUUGGGAAAUUUUCAUGCACGCUUAAUAUGUUAUUACAUAUGUUUAUAUAAAAACACAUCUAUAUGUGCUUUCUGGACUGUGAUAAGUGAUGUUUUAUAGCCUGUUGUAUAGAAAAUGCAAACUAUAUCUGCUCUUCAGCCAUUUUUGGUAAACUCAAUGUUAUAAGUGUUGCUAGGUAUAGAGAGUUUUAUGACAUCUGGAGCAACAGACAUACUUCAGUUUUUUUGCAGCCAUUAUAAAUUGUCCCAGACUUAUUCCCCUUUUUUAAUUUUUCUUUUUUUUUUUUAAUUUUUUUUAUUUACAGUGUAGUGGUUAUACUAAGGGGGGUGUGUAUGAAUGUAUAUAAGAGUCAGCUAAUUUUUUUCUUACCUGUACAGCCUCUGUUAUGUUGCAAUUAAGUUUUAGUAGUUUGUAUGAAAGAAGUGGACUAGAAAGCAAAAAUAUAUCUCUACUGUAAUUUGUCAUCUCCCUCCUAUCCCCAUCUCUUGCUCCUGAUAUGCAUCAAUGAAGUUGAUCAGAAUGGCCAAUUUUCCUAGAAAUAUACCUUUAUUAAUUAGAUAAAUAUUUAGUGACUUAAACUGGCCUUUGGCUUCCAGUCAGAGCUUCACUAUUGGAGAGCAUGGUUUGCCUUUCAGAAACCUUGUUCUUAGGAAAUUAUGAUAAUAAUUCUUAGGAAGUAUCAUAUAGUGUUUAUCUGGCAUUCAGUUAUACAAACAACGGCUACUACAGCUUGGGUGGUAAAAGAUCUAAAAAGACUUAUUUUCAUUAUCCAAGCUGAUUCUACUGCAGAAUUUACCCCUUUCUCCAAAAGAGAAGCAAUCUUGAGGUGCACGAUAGUAUUUUUCAAUGGUGGGCAUUUUGACAUAUGAAAAAGUAUUUUUAGCUAAGUUGAUUGUGUAGUGUUGCAAGACAUCAUAACCAGACGAAUAUAAGUUCAUCAUUUUUUAAAGUAACACAUAGCUUUUCUUACACAUAUAAAACAUUAAUGCAUUUUAUUUAAACAUAUUAAAUAUAAUGCUGGUAUUUACAUGUUAAUUUUUUUUUCUAGUAUUAUUUCAUUAGGUUCACAGCAAUAAAUCACAGUGUAACAUUUUCUUUACACAGAAGUUCAAAGGAAAUGUGUUAGACAGAAAGAGGGUAGUUCAAUAGAAAUCAACUAAAUCAUUGGAAGGCCUCCUGGGAGAGAUAUAGAUGUUCACACUUUACAGGCAGGGGGGAGGAAUUUAAAAUUAGCUUUAAACAGCAGGCACAAAACAUUUUUUUGUGUGUUAUUCACUGUAGCUGAUGAAAAAGGCUGGAAACUGGUACAGCUAUCUGUCUGGGAGUCAGAGCACUUUAAAAAUACAUGUAGCUGACAUGAAAACACCUCUCUUGAAGGUUGCCAACUACACUGAGGUGUAUCAUGUUGCAUUUGUGAAACAUUUGUUUUAUUUUCAUUAGCAUUUAGACAGAAAUGAGAACAGGUUCACAAAAUCCAUCCUAUGUUAAUUUUUUAAUUGUGGUUCACCUGUGGCACUCAAAAUUUCUCCCAACUUUACAAGACAGCUGUACUCAGGGAACAGCAGGGUUAGGUACACCGGAGGUCAUUGCUGGAAGCAAGAGACUUCAGCUGGAGAUGGGGAAGAAGAAGUUGAAAGCCAGGUGGUUUUCAGAUUUCAGUACUUGAAGAUACACAGAACAAGAAUAAUCUGAUGACAGGAGACCGGAUGUAACAGAAUAUGGUUUGGGCGAGCUGAAAUGGUCUUUUGGGCUUGGUAUUGAUCACAUUGAUGAAAUAGCAUGGUCAGGUCAACUUCCGGGCAGUUUGGUAGAUUAAUCUUUAAUUAAAUCCAUACAUCAAGGAAAAAAAAAUCUGCAACGACUAUAAUAAGCAAACAUGAUUUUAACACUGUUUCUGAAGGUUCUCCUCUUUCCUCUUUAAUUUCAUAAUUUAGCAAAAAACAAUAUGGAUGUAUCAGAAGUGCCAGCAAGUGGAUUUAAAAUUCCUUUUUGUUUAAAAUCAACAGCAACAACAAACAAACAGACAUAAACCAACUACCUAACAUAAAAUUGGAUCCUUUCUCUAUAAACCUAAUUUGUUUGACUGAGAUGGCUUCAUUUCUAUGACUGUAUUGUGUUGCCUUUUUUAACAAAACACUAAAUAAUGUGUGAAACUUUCAACCCUAGGACAUCGAAGAGAGGCCCAAUGCCCCUAACCUUAUAGUGCUUUCUGUGAUAGAUAUUUACAAUUUUUUUAUUUGUUGCAAGGCCAAUUUAUUCAUUAUUGGAAAUGCUAAGCAAGUGGAAUUUACUGUUUUGUUAAUAAAAAUGUUUCUUAAUACAAA